Rhodotorula graminis WP1 is the source of this 1923-nucleotide messenger RNA. RefSeq lists its product as uncharacterized. NCBI's taxonomy places the organism in Eukaryota, Fungi, Basidiomycota, Microbotryomycetes, Sporidiobolales, Sporidiobolaceae. Gene Ontology annotation, biological process: positive regulation of transcription by RNA polymerase II. The annotation marks the transcript as partial. The record is from RefSeq and is a predicted model, not a curated record. Gene Ontology annotation, molecular function: ATP hydrolysis activity; ATP binding; chromatin binding. Gene Ontology annotation, cellular component: nucleus. The transcript is spliced from 7 exons.
AUGCUGUCCGGCGGCGGGCUCGACUUUGGCGCGCCGUCCAACCUCGGCAAGGUGCAGAACGCGGCCGCGCUCGCCGACACGGACCCGCUCGGCGUCCCGUCGUCCAUCUCGUUCGACUCGGUCGGCGGCCUCGGCGGGCACAUCCAGCAGCUCAAGGAGAUGGUGUCGCUCCCGCUCCUGUACCCCGAGGUGUUCGAGCGCUUCAACAUGACGCCGCCACGGGGCGUCCUCUUCCACGGCCCGCCGGGCACCGGAAAGACGCUCCUCGCCCGCGCACUCGCCGCCAGCUGCAGCACCGACGGCCGCAAAAUCUCGUUCUUCAUGCGCAAGGGCGCCGACUGCCUGAGCAAGUGGGUCGGCGAGGCCGAGCGCCAGCUGCGCCUCCUCUUUGACGAGGCCAAGGCGUGCCAGCCGAGCAUCAUCUUCUUCGACGAGAUCGACGGUCUCGCUCCCGUCCGGAGCAGCAAGCAGGAGCAGAUCCACGCCUCGAUCGUCUCGACGCUCCUCGCCCUCAUGGACGGCAUGGACGGGCGCGGCCAGGUCAUCGUCAUCGGCGCGACCAACCGCCCCGACGCCAUCGACCCGGCCCUGCGUCGCCCGGGCAGGUUCGACCGCGAGUUCUACUUCCCGCUGCCCAACCUCGAGGCGAGGAGGAAGAUCGUCGACAUCCACACGAGCGGGUGGAACCCGCCGCUCGACGACCCGUUCAAGGACGAGCUCGCCAAGCUCACCAAGGGGUACGGUGGCGCCGACCUGCGCGCCCUGUGCACCGAGGCGGCGCUCAACGCGGUCCAGCGCACCUACCCGCAGAUCUACAAGACGAACGACCGCCUCGUCAUCAAGCCCGAGUCGAUCGAGGUCACGGCGCGCGACUUUAUCGUCUCGCAGAAGAACCUCAUCCCCUCGACCGCCCGCUCGACCUCGUCCUCGGCAGCACCGAUCCCGCCACAGCUCGUCCCGCUCCUGUCGACGUCGUUCGAGCACGCCAAGACGGCGCUCGCCAAGGUCCUGCCCGAGGUCAAGCGUAUCAGCGUGCUCGAGGAGGCCGAGUACGUCGACGACGGCGGCGGGUUCGAGAAGGAGAAGCUCAUGCAGGCGUUCGAGCAGCUGCGCGUGUUCCGCCCUCGCCUCGUCAUCUGCGGCGAGUCGGGCAUGGGCCAGUCGUACAUCGGCGCCGCCGUCCUGCAGCACCUCGAGGGCUUUCACGUCCAGACGCUCGACCUCGCGACGCUCGUGUCCGACUCGUCGCGCACGAUGGAGGCGUCGUGCGUCCAGCUCUUUGUCGAGGCCAAGCGCCACAAGCCGUCGAUCCUGUUCAUCCCGUCGCUCGUCUCGUGGUGCGCCAGCGUCGGCGACACGGUACGCGCGACGAUCAAGGGCCUCCUCGACGGCCUCGACCCGAACGACCCGAUCCUGCUCCUUGCCGUCGUCGACGGCCACUUCUCGGACGUGCCGCCCGACGUGCGCUCCUGGUUCGGCUUCGUCAAGGGCAACCGCGUCGUCAUGGGCAAGCCCGGUGCUGCCCAGCGCCACGAGUUCUUCGCCGAGGUCUUCACCGCGAUCCACCGCCGCCCGACCGAGUACCCCGACGGCAUGCCUCGCCGCAAGCGCGUGCUCGAGAAGCUCCCGAUCGCGCCGCCGCCGCCGCCGCGCGAGCCGACCGCCGCCGAGAUCGCCCAGCAGCAGCAGAACGACCUGCGCCUGCUCGAGUACCUCAAGUGGAAGCUCGGCCCGGUCCUGUCGGAGCUCAAGAAGCGCUACAAGCGGUUCCAGCGCUCGUUGUACCGCGAUUGGCAGCGCGACGACCUCGACUGGCGCAAGGAGCAGCUCCGGGCCAACGAGACGGUGACGGGCCUCGGCACGCAGCCCUACUUCAACGUCGACCUCGACACGAUGGCGUCCGACCUGUACAAGGGCCUGUAC